UUGCCAUUGCCUUGCACUGUGGACAUUAACACGAGUGGGUAACAGUUCCUAAGUUAAGAAGAGACUAUAGAAGAAGACGUCUGCUUAUUGAUAAGGGGACAUUGCAAUUGAUUUUUUUUUAUUAUUAUUAUUUUUUCAUUUUUUUACUGUUGCAACGUUGUUGCAGCUUUUUGUUUCGUUUGAAUUCUAGAAGACAUCAGAUUUUUUUUUCAUUUUUGUUUUUUGAAAGAGGAAAGAAGUACAACGUGGGGGUGAGGAAGAGUCCUGGGUCAGAGCGAGCUCUCUGGGCGAUGCCAGUUUAAAUGCCAGGGCAAUGUCCCGUCGGAAGCAGGGGAAGCCUCAGCACUUGUUACAAAGGGAUCUCAUCACAGCAGACGACCGCCAUGUUGAAACGGUGAUCACCGACGAUGAUGAUGCUCUUGCCCUCCCUGAGUCAGGAUCCAUUAAUCUCGGCGGCAACGGGACAGACCCCGACUUGCUAACAUGUGGACAGUGUCAAAUGAACUUCCCUUUGGGAGACAUCUUGGUUUUUAUAGAGCACAAGAGAAAGCUGUGCGGCGGACCCAGCAGUGUCUGCUAUGAUAAAAGUCUGGAUAAGAGCUCUCCUCCCCCCUCAUCUCGCUCCGAGCUCAGGAAAGUGGCAGAGCCCGUGGAGAUCGGCAUCCAAGUCACGCCCGACGAGGAAGACCGUCUUCUCACGCCUACGAAAGGAAUUUGCCCCAAGCAGGAGAACAUUGCAGGUUUAUCUGAAUGGAACCUUUCCUGCCCGUACACGUUCCCGUCUGUGUAUGCCGGGCUGAAAGUACACAUGGCAAGAGAAAAGAGAGCAAAUAAAGGUAAAGAUGAGCCUUCAAGCUAUAUUUGCACAACAUGCAAGCAGCCAUUUAACAAUGCAUGGUUCCUGCUACAGCAUGCUCAAAACACACAUGGAUUUCGUAUCUACCUGGAAACAAGCCCGACAAACAGUUCGCUCACUCCACGCAUCACAAUCCCUCCACCUAUGGGACCGGAGACUGUUGCACCAUCCCCUUUGAUGAACUUCCUUGGAGACAGCAAUCCCUUUAACCUUUUACGAAUGACAGGACCCAUUCUGCGUGAACAUCCAGGCUUUGGUGAGGCACGGCUCCCUAACACACCGCCACUCUUCAGCCCACCCCCUCGCCACCAUUUGGACCCUCAUCGCCUUAGUGCCGAAGAAAUGGGGUUAGUCGCCCAGCAUCCCAGUGCCUUUGACAGAGUUAUGCGUUUAAACCCUCUGGCAAUUGAAUCUCCAGCUAUGGAUUUUUCCCGACGGCUACGAGAACUGGCAGGGAACAACUCCACUCCUCCUCCGGUGUCUCCCAAUCGCGGAAAUCCUAUGCAUCGCCUAUUAAAUCCCUUUCAGCCAAGUCCUAAAUCACCUUUUAUGAGCACGCCUCCUUUGCCACCUAUGCCCCCCAAUAGUACUACUCCACCACAGACACAGGCCAAGAGCAAGUCCUGUGAAUUCUGCGGUAAAACCUUCAAGUUUCAGAGCAAUCUUAUAGUUCAUCGCCGCAGUCACACAGGAGAAAAACCUUAUAAAUGCCAACUUUGUGAUCAUGCGUGUUCCCAAGCAAGCAAAUUAAAACGACACAUGAAAACACAUAUGCACAAAUCUGGUUCCAUGACUGGCAGGUCGGACGAUGGACUAUCUGCCACUAGCUCACCAGAACCAGGCACUAGUGAGUUGACAGGAGAAGGGGUGAAAUCAAAUGAGACUGAUUUUAGAAAUGAAAGUGACCGUUCUCUAGGCCACGAAAAUGAGGAAGAAGAGGAGGAAGAGGAAGAGGAGGAAGAGGAGCUUGAGAAUGAAAGUAGACCUGAAUCAAGCUUCAGUAUGGAUUCAGAAAUGAGUCGCAAUCGUGAAAAUGGUGCAAAGCAACUCCAUGAAGAGAAGUCCAUGGUUCUUGGUAAAGUCAUGGAGAAUGUCAGCCUAGCUGGUAUGCAGCAGUACAAUGACAUGCUCAACGAGAAGCAAAAGAGGAGUCAUUUUAUAAAACGGUCUUCAGACCCAAGAGACCUUUGUCGGAGAAUGCAAGGUGAUGAAGAUGGAGUAGAGAGAGAAAUCAUCCGUAAUGAUGAAGGCACAGUGAAUGGAAGAAACUUUGGCUCAGGUGAACCUUUUCCAGGCUUACUCCCAAGAAAACCCAUGCCCAUCUCCGGUUCUGGCCUAAACAACUCAUCCAAAAGGAUAAAGAUAGAGAAAGAUUUGGACUUGCCACCAGCAACUAUAAUCCCUUCUGAAAACGUUUACUCUCAGUGGCUGGUAGGAUAUGCAGCUUCACGGCACUUCAUGAAGGAUCCAUUUCUAGGAUUCACAGACUCUCGACAAUCCCCUUUUGCAACUUCUUCUGAGCACUCUUCAGAAAAUGGAAGCCUGCGGUUCUCCACUCCACCAGGUGACAUGCUGGAUGGAGGUCUCUCAGGGCGGAGUGGCACAGCAAGUGGGGGCAGCACGCCUCAUAUCAGUGGACCAGGUCCUGGUCGACCUAGCUCGAAAGAAGGGAGGAGAAGUGACACAUGCGAAUUCUGUGGCAAAGUAUUUAAGAACUGCAGCAACCUCACAGUCCAUCGCCGGAGCCACACUGGAGAGCGACCUUACAAAUGUGAGCUCUGCAACUAUGCAUGUGCCCAGAGCAGCAAGCUGACGCGCCACAUGAAAACACAUGGCCAGUUAGGAGGACAGCAGAGAUCGAAAGGUUAUCCAUUUUAAUUAUGUUGACCGCACUUUAACACUUGAGUUUUAUAUUUUCAAUGGCUUCUGAACAAGAAAUUAUAGCAUAUUCUCCUUGUCAACCUGAUGGUGGUUGAACUUUAUAAGGGAACACCUGAGAUUAAGUGUUAGUGUUGCUAAGCAUGGCAUUCACAAUGCUGACACUAUAAAAACAUAUAUAUAAUUUAUUGGACGGUUCGUCUACUGCCAUUCAAUUUUGUAGCGAGUGCCUUGAAAACUGAUCUUCCUAUCUUAAGUCUCUCUCGAGACAAAAUGCAAAACAUUUUUGUGAAACAAAAAAAAAGACUUUUAGAAAUAGAAAUACAAGAAAAAAGUACAUUUCUUAAAAAAAAACAAAAGCCACAUUUUACUUAUAAAAAAAAAAAUCUGGUUGAAGAUAGAGGACACAGAAAAUGCCAUAAGACCCAAUCACAUGAAGAUGUUUACCCAGCACAACCUUGAACAUUUUUUUUGAGCUGAAUUAUUGUCAGCUUUUUUUUAUUUCAGGACAACGCUGCUUAGAAAACGGAAUGAAAAUUAUUUACUGCUGAACUGAACUGAAAAAAACAGUUAUCGUUGAAUGGGAAAAAAAAAAAAAACAAUUCAGGAACAACGGCUAUUUUUUUUUCCAAACAUUAAAUUUAGUGCACUCUGUCUUAAAAUACGUUUACAGUAUUCAAUACUUAUAAGGGUUAAAAAAAGAAAAAAAAUAAUUGUGUGUAUGUGUGUUUGGACGAUAAUUUCUUUUUUCAAAGUUUGCUUAAUAGGUUAUAAAAUGCCAUCAAGGCCCCUGUGUAUAAUAUUGUUUUUAUUUGGUGAUGGGGUUUUAGUAUAUAUUAUAUAUAUUAAAAUUUCUUGAUUACUGUAAAAGUGGACCAGUAUUUGUAAUAAUAUAGAAUGACCUGGCAAUUUACAAAACCAGAAAAAAAAUCCUUGAAAAUGUUGCAGUAAAAUUUUAAUGGUGGGUCUAUAAAUCUGUUCUUGUCACUGUAAUUGUAAAGUCUGAGUUUUAGUAUUUUUUUUUCUGCCUUGGGUGUUGAUUUUCUUUUUUUUUUUAUUAUUAUAAAAAAAAUGUAUAGAAUCUUGUAUUUGGGGAUUAAAAGGUGAACUGCUGCACCAUGUAGAAAAAAAGUUAAGUAGAAAAAAAAAGUGCUUCAUUUUGUUUUUGCGUUGCAGAAAAAAAAAAAAAUCACAUUUCUGACCUGUGCUUAAUUUUUCCCCCUCCCUUAUUCUUAUGGAAUGAAUAUUGAUUGGUUAAAAUGAUGUAGGCACUUGUUGUAUUUUUACUGGAGCUUGUAAUUUUUUAACCGUACGCUUGUCCUUUUAAAAGGAUUAAAUGUACUUUUUUUUUGUUAGUGAAUUUGAAAAAAAAAAGAAAUAAACACAAAAAACUAACGUGCUGCCAUAAUAUAUUUUUUUUUCAUUUGGCAGGAUAAAAUAUCGCAAAAAAAAAAAAAUAAAAAAAAUAAUAACUUGUUAUUUAAGUCCUACUGUACAGAAAAGAAAAAAAAAGUUGUUUGACAACAUCUAGGUUAAUAAAACAACACAGAUUUCAUCAUUGUUUUAUUCACAGGUAAUUUUGGUUAUAAAUGUUUUUUUCCAGAAUUGGCCUACAAAAAAAGUGCUGUUCCUACAGGGAUGUAAUAACCCGUUAGGUGCCCGGACCUUGUAUCAAGGCCUCAUUAAGUGUGGACUGAUUGGUACUCAUUACCCAUGUAAAAUAAAGAAGCUGUUUUUGUAUAAAAAAAACAAAACAAAAACAAACACGUAACAUUCCACUUGCUCAUUAAUAGUCCAGAACAAAAACCUCUUGUAGAGAGUGAAUUAUUCAUAGUUAUGCACCUCCGAAUCUGAGUAAUUUAUUCAUAGUACGGAAGCGACUGCAUUUUUUGCCCACGGUAGUCCAGGCACAAUCAUGCCAGCCCUGUUUGAACAGGACCAAGCUCUUGCCGGCCCAUGUAAUGUGUGCUUUGCUCUUUCUUUUUGUACAUUCCAUAAAUUCCUGAAUGUUUGAUGGGCUGAGAUGAAAUGUCAACACGAUGGGUGAACAAACCUGAGAAAGUAUAAGUUGUCGUACAAACGAGUGCUGUUUGUGAAAUUACUAUCUUUGCCAUAUUAAUAGAGGCAGAAUAGCCCGUACAGGCUACUUUGCAUCCCCUAGGCAGCCAUGAGACCAAAUUUUCCUCGUAAUGAAAAGUCAUGUUUUACGAGAACUAUUCAUUUUGAAAAUGCAAUUUUACCAGCAAAUUAAGCAACCACUUUAAUAUCAGCAAAUUUAACACUGUGCUGCAAGCUUACAGCGCUCAAAAGGUGAACUACAUAACUACACAUUCACGAAAUUACUAAUAAAAAUAAUCGAAGCACAAAGAUAUAUUGUAUAUGGUAAAAAAAAUGGUUUCUGGGUAAAGCUACCCCUUUCCUGAACCAUACAAGCACAAUCUGACACACCCUAUGGCGCCUUGCUGCAACUUGCACUGGCGUUACCUGCUUAAAUGCUUAAGGAUAAUAACGGUUUCCGCCCCAUGGUGUUUCAAAGAAUUUCAUCUCAGGCCAUAGUAAAAGACAGUCCAAGAUUUUAAUUUAAUUGCAGGUAGCCUCAUCUUUAUGGUGCUCUUUGUAUAUUAAAACUGCAAAAGCAAAAUUAUUGUCACUUAUGUUGUUUGCAUUUGUACGGCAAGGCGAAUAUUUUUAUUACCUUUUUCUAUUAUUGUACGAGCUUUCGUUGUUUACUUGGAGGAUUUUUUUUGUUUUUUUUUUGUCUUUUACCACACGUUUGAAACUAUUUAUUAAUGCUUGGUAUUUUUGCGCUCUGUUUUAAAAAACGAGCAACUUUUUUUUUAUUUUUAUUAUGGAUAAAAUGUUGAAAUGGCUAGAGGUCUUUUCAACAUGGCUUAGUGAAAUAUUUAUUGUUAUCUUAUUUCUCUGUAACAGAUUAUGACCUCUUUUUUUUCCUUUUAAUGUCACACUGUUGAUUUCAGCAUGUGUCUGCCAUUUCAUUUGUACGCUAGUUCAAAACAAGGCUUGUUCCGGUUUUCAAGUAUAAAACAAAGAAACAAAAAAAAAAAACAAAAACAAAAAAAAAAACAAAAAAAAAUGAAAUAAAUAAAUUGGACUUUUAACUUGAUCUGAUUGAUUGUUCCUCAUUUCUUUGUUGAUAUCAGUGGAUUUGAAACAAAAAUCUGUUGGUUUUUUUUGCACCUCUAUUCAUUGGUUAAUCACCAAUAAAC
Molecule: messenger RNA, 5961 nt
Organism: Pelobates fuscus (common spadefoot toad)
Lineage: Eukaryota; Metazoa; Chordata; Amphibia; Anura; Pelobatidae
Gene: BCL11B
Product: BCL11 transcription factor B
Exons: 5
Coding region: 314-2734 (806 amino acids)
Biological process (GO): positive regulation of transcription by RNA polymerase II
Cellular component (GO): nucleus
Molecular function (GO): RNA polymerase II cis-regulatory region sequence-specific DNA binding; DNA-binding transcription factor activity
Source: RefSeq, a predicted model, not a curated record